Hemicordylus capensis (graceful crag lizard) is the source of this 3754-nucleotide messenger RNA. RefSeq names its product gamma-aminobutyric acid type A receptor subunit gamma2 (gene GABRG2). The record is from RefSeq and is a predicted model, not a curated record. NCBI's taxonomy places the organism in Eukaryota, Metazoa, Chordata, Lepidosauria, Squamata, Cordylidae. The coding region runs from base 368 to 1792 and encodes 474 amino acids. Gene Ontology annotation, molecular function: benzodiazepine receptor activity; GABA-gated chloride ion channel activity; GABA-A receptor activity. Gene Ontology annotation, biological process: nervous system process; gamma-aminobutyric acid signaling pathway; regulation of postsynaptic membrane potential. The transcript is spliced from 10 exons. Gene Ontology annotation, cellular component: dendrite membrane; neuron projection; synapse.
UUGGAAGCUGCUGCCUGAACCUAUGCUUUGAUUUUUUUCCCCCCCCCCUUAAAAAGAAAAUAAUAAAAUUGUGUCUGCAAGGGGCUUUGGGGUUUUUUUUUGUUUUGGUUUUUUUGUGUGGUGGUGGUACAGAUCUGAUUUCUUAACCUCCCUUCCCCCACUACACCGAAUAUUAAUUCGGCAUCUGGGAGGGAGCAAUGUAUCAUCCCACCGGCGGGACCUGGUAACAGGCGUGGGGGGGCACCACCAUCACUGUCGCCACUACAACUCACUAAAUAAAGAAGGGGACGGAUCCGUCUGCAACCAAGAAGAAAAGGGGGCGGGAAAGUGUGUAGGGUGAAAAAAAGGCAAAGGAAAGGAAAGAGAGAUGAGUCCUCCAAAUCCUCCAAGCCAAGGGAAUCUCUCACUCCUGGAUGCAGCAUCUUCUCUCAAAAUGAUGGUGCGGGCGCUACUGCUCCUCUCUCUCAUCCAGGGUUCUAGCCAAAAAAGUGAUGAUGAUUAUGAAGAUUACACAACCAACAAGACGUGGGUUUUAACUCCCAAAGUCCAUGAAAGUGAUGUUACCCUUAUUUUGAAUGGCCUGCUAGAGGGAUAUGACAACAAGCUAAGGCCGGAUAUAGGAGUGCAACCAACAGUAAUUCACACUGAUAUGUAUGUCAAUAGCAUUGGUCCAGUGAAUGCUAUCAAUAUGGAAUAUACAAUAGAUAUAUUUUUUGCCCAAACGUGGUAUGACAGACGGCUAAGAUUCAACAGCACUAUAAAAGUGCUGAGGCUGAACAGCAACAUGGUUGGGAAGAUCUGGAUACCUGACACAUUCUUCCGAAACUCCAAAAAGGCUGAUGCUCACUGGAUAACAACACCUAAUCGGAUGCUUCGGAUCUGGAAUGACGGCAGAGUACUAUAUACAUUAAGAUUGACAAUAGAUGCGGAGUGUCAGUUACAGCUACACAACUUUCCAAUGGAUGAACAUUCCUGUCCACUGGCAUUUUCGAGCUAUGGCUACCCAAAGGAAGAAAUUAUCUAUAUGUGGAAGCGCAGCUCAGUGGAAGUGGGAGACACUAGGUCCUGGAGGCUCUAUCAGUUUUCAUUUAUGGGCCUUAGAAAUACAACUGAAGUGGUGCCAACAACUUCUGGAGAUUAUGUGGUUAUGGCAGUCUACUUUGACCUGAGCAGAAGGAUGGGCUACUUCACCAUUCAGACUUACAUUCCCUGCACACUCAUUGUAGUGCUAUCCUGGGUCUCUUUCUGGAUUAAUAAGGAUGCCGUUCCAGCCAGAACGUCUUUAGGUAUUACAACCGUCCUGACUAUGACCACCCUCAGUACAAUUGCUCGUAAAUCUCUCCCAAAAGUCUCUUAUGUGACAGCAAUGGAUCUCUUUGUAUCAGUUUGCUUCAUUUUUGUUUUUUCUGCACUGGUGGAGUACGGGACUCUUCAUUACUUUGUCAGUAACAGAAAGCCAAGCAAGGAUAAAGACAAAAAGAAGAAAAACCCUCUUCUUCGGAUGUUUUCAUUCAAGGCACCUACUAUUGAUAUCCGCCCAAGGUCAGCUACUAUUCAAAUGAACAAUGCCACACACCUCCAAGAACGGGAUGAAGAGUAUGGAUAUGAAUGUCUUGAUGGCAAGGACUGUGCAAGUUUUUUCUGCUGCUUUGAGGAUUGCCGAACGGGAGCAUGGCGGCAUGGAAGAAUACAUAUCCGCAUUGCCAAAAUGGACUCAUAUGCCCGCAUAUUCUUUCCAACCGCCUUUUGUUUGUUUAAUUUGGUCUACUGGGUGUCCUACCUUUAUCUUUAAACAAAUAGAAAGGAAAUAGGUGAUAUGAGCUUUAUUCUUGAAAUUUAUUAGAAAAGUGGUUUCCUGGUUAAGCCAACUUAAUUGCCAUAAACGAGUGACCCUAGAAGGCUCCAACAGGCUCACAGAUUUCCCUGUAAGCAGGAACCUCCCCAUUCACUUUCAUGUCAAGGAAUACUCAGCACACGCACCAUUACGCACACAGAGCAUUCCCUGAAAUGUGGAGGGAAUGGGUCAGCACCUGCUGAUCUACACUUCGUUGAAUAUAAGAACUUCAUGGAAUCUUGGAAUUUAUACCUUGGAAUUUGACACUUUACAGUGAUCAAAAUUCUUUAGUGCCAUAAACCAAUACAUAUCAAUUAUCAUAUAAUUUGUCUGACUACUGUACAGUUAUUGUAAUCAGAUGCUAACAUUCAAUAUUUUAGCAACUGGAUGCAGACAAAAUCAAGUAUCACCAAUGAAUCUCAGAAACACACGAAGAAGACCCACAAGCUAUCCUUAAAGUGUAGCUAUUAUUAACAUUUCAACUGUGAAUGAUGGCGGUUAAAAUCAUAAAGGUAAAAAUACUGUAUAGUUUGUUAGCAUUGACUAUAAAUAUGUGAUAUCUUUGUCCUCUGUGGGCUUUUCUUUUUGGAAGAGUCAUUUCUCACUUCAGAUCAGUGUAACUAGUCUAGAGAAAAAGUAGCUUUUUGUCACACCCAAAUAAAAAUAGGCUUUUUGGGUGCCCUCCCUAAGAGCACAUGUACAAAUGCUGUAAAUAUUUCACUACCUUGUACUUGGGUCUAGUGCAUGAAGAUUUUUUGGGGAGGGACAAAAUAAAUGGAGCAAAGGUACCAUAAACACUAUUGUCUUUUAUUUUGUAUUCCUGGCUUUGCUAUUGUAGCAAGAAAAUGUAGAUAAAAACCAUCUUAUUUUUAUUUCUCUGGCAGAAAUGCCUUCUCCCUCAUGCAUGGAAGAUUUAAACGGCCAGCACUUUCUGUAAUAAGUUAGAAAAGCCUUAAGAAAUUGAGCAUAAUACCAAACAUAGACAGAGCAAAUAAGUAAGACCAACAUGAAUAAUAUCAUAGUCUACCUUAGUCUAUAGAUUUGCUCCAGGUGUUUUCUGCUAUUUUAUUCCUCACUUUCCAUAGCAACUGGAAACUGCAAUCAUUAUGCAUUGCAAGACUGGCUGUGGUUGUUUGAAGCAUUUGUUAGUGGUGAACUGAUCCUUCCCUACUCUGAAUGCUGAUCAUUUGCACCUAGACUACAUUUGCCGAGAUGCAUCAUCCAUCUGAAUGAAAUGGAGUCCUAAUAUAGCUCUUGCUUUUCACAAAUACAGCAAACAUUUGUUUUCCAGGCAGAUGUGGGACCAUUUUCAUUUGUGCCAAUAUAUGAAACUGCAGUGCACCAUACAUUUGUGUGAUGUCAGUGCUGCUUCUUCCACUCCAAGUCCCUUGAUUAUUCUAUAGACUUUAACCAUAGCUAGCACGCAAGUUAGAAACAACUUUGAAACAAACUGUCAAAAUAACAAAAGGGAAGAGAGAGAGUGACUUUGCUAAUCAACCAUCUCUGUGUAGUAUGUGUGUAUCAAAAUAAUAAAACCCACUUGGGUAAAUCUUGAAACUCAUUUAGCUAGCUACUGGUUUUAAAAUACCUGUAGAAUGCUCAGUUAUGCAACCUUAAGCACAUGUAAAUAUUACUGACUUUUUAAUUAUUACGGAUGGAACAACACCCGUUCAUGUCAAGCAGGUUUGCAGUUGGGAAUGAAGAACCUCUAUGUAUAUUAUCAUAGCAGAAUUAAUGAUAGCCAAUACAGUACAGAGACCUAAGGACAGUUUUCCAAUGUCUGUAUAGUUUUGGAAAUAAACAUGUAUAGAAAAGUAUAACUAAUUCCUGAUCAUCAGUUGCUCCUUGUCUAAUGUAUUUUAAAGAAGGAAAUGCACACACCCAUAGAUUUUUUCAAUAAAAUUACUGCACUCAAUCUUA